CCUCAUUUCCAGUUAAGAUGGCGGCCGUGCGAGCUCUACGAUCGGUGGUUGGGGCUGAGGGGCUCAGGCUGCGCCUCGGCGUAGGGAGGACCCUGCUCCGACAGGUAACACAGAUUUGUGUGCACCAUUAUAGAUGUCGUAGUAAUACCCAUUUCCUGAAACCAGAAUAUCCUACAUUUAACAAAUCAUCUGUUCAACUCAACGCACAAUCAAAAUUUUUGAGAACCUCUACUGCUGUUACUGGCCAAGUUGUUCAGUUUAAACUUUCUGAUAUUGGCGAAGGGAUCACGGAGGUUCAUGUGAAGGAAUGGUAUGUAAAGGUAGGAGACACAGUGUCACAGUUUGACAGCAUCUGUGAAGUUCAGAGUGACAAAGCAUCAGUUACAAUAACAAGCCGAUAUGAUGGUGUGGUUCGAAAAAUUUAUUACAGCGUGGAUGACACCGCUUAUGUGGGCAAACCACUGAUUGAUAUAGAAACAGAAGCUGUAAGAGACGUUGUACCGGAGCAAGAUGUUGUUGAAGCUCCUGCAGUCUUGAAUGAGGAACACACGCACCAGGAGAUAAAGGGGCAGAAAAUAUUGGCAACACCAGCUGUACGCAGACUCGCCAUGGAGAACAAUAUAAAGCUAAGUGAAGUGGUUGGGACUGGAAAAGAUGAACGAAUCCUCAAAGAGGACAUACUGAACUACUUAGCUAAACAAACUGGGGCCAUUUUACCACCAUCACCUGAGAUUAGUCCACCUCCACUAGAAUCAGUUCUAUCAAAACCUAAAGGGACACCACCGGUUCCUAAACCAAUAACUCCAACGUUGGCAUUUACUGGAAAAGAUAGAACUGAGCCAGUUAAAGGGAUCCAGAAGUCUAUGGUAAAGACCAUGACCUUUGCUCUGAAAAUUCCUCAUUUUGGCUACUGUGAUGAAGUGGAUUUAACUCGUCUCGUGAUGCUACGAAAAGAGCUGAAAGCUGUGACUGAAGAUCGAGGGAUCAAGCUCUCUUUCAUGCCAUUCUUUCUAAAGGCAGCAUCUUUGGGUUUGCUACAGCAUCCUAUCCUAAAUGCUUCUUUGGAUGAAAACUGCCAAUUUAUAACUUAUAAGGCUUCCCACAACAUAGGCAUCGCUAUGGAUACGCAGCAAGGUCUAAUUGUUCCAGUUGUUAGGAAUGUACAAGUCCUUAGUGUCUUUGAGAUUGCAGCAGAAUUAAAUCGGCUCCAGACUUUGGGCUCUGCCAAUCAGCUGGGUACAAAUGACCUUACUGGAGGGACAUUUACUCUUUCCAACAUUGGCACGAUUGGUGGCACCUAUGCUAAACCUGUUAUACUACCUCCAGAAGUAGCUAUUGGAGCUAUUGGAAAAAUACAGGUCCUGCCACGAUUUAAUGAUAAAGGUGAAGUGAUCAAGGCUCAAAUCAUGAAUAUAAGCUGGUCAGCUGAUCACCGGAUUAUCGAUGGAGCCACGAUGGCCCGAUUUUCAAAUCUUUGGAAAUCCUAUUUGGAGAACCCUGCAUCCAUGCUGCUAGAUCUAAAGUAAAAAAAGGUCAUUGAUAAACAACAACUUACUUCAACAGACCAGCUUCAAGAGAAAUAGGUUUUAUUUCAAAGUGAUUUAUAAAUGCUGCCACGGUUUUCUGUCAAUUUUAAAAUUCUGAUCAGUGACUUGUCUAAAGCAGCAGUUUAUAUUUGGUAGAAGUCAGAUUUUGGUUCUUUAGUUAAACUAAAUGGUGGAAGGGGUAUAAUUCUUGCAGGGUGAGGUUUACAUUAACUGUCUUCUCGACUUCCCCUCCUUUUAAAUUCUCUCCCUGUCUCCCCUUCCCAAGAAAAACAAAAGGUAGUUAGGUCAUUGUGAAAAGUUAGUAUUGUAGCAUCUAGCUUUAACUGUAUAAACACAUGCCAUAAUUCAAUCAAAGCGGUUUGCAGUCUAAUUUGUUUCUUAUCCCUGUGCCUUGGAGCACUGAAGCCUUUUUUAAACUUGCAGUAUACACUUGCUGCCUCUGUUACACGAUGGCUGCAGAAGUUUUACAACCAAUUAUGGAAUAUUAGAUGUGUUCAGAACCAUAGCAUGUUAAUAAUUUGCACUGUUUUAAUAAAGCAGCCCCAAUGUUAUUAAUUACAUUUUGGUGCAGAAACACUACUCGGUGCUUGAAGCAUUCAUGUAGUUUUAUUUAACUGACAAUUUCCAGGUUCUGAUUUGCUGAGGAACGUUAUAUUCCAACAUUUAAUUUAAAGUUUAAAUAUCAUGUGCAAAAUAUCUACAAUAUAUAAUUGUUCUGAUCUUUUAAAAGAUUGGUCACAAUAAAUAUUUACUGUGAAAUAACA
Molecule: messenger RNA, 2311 nt
Organism: Chiloscyllium plagiosum (whitespotted bambooshark)
Lineage: Eukaryota; Metazoa; Chordata; Chondrichthyes; Orectolobiformes; Hemiscylliidae
Gene: dbt
Product: dihydrolipoamide branched chain transacylase E2
Cellular component (GO): cytoplasm; mitochondrion
Molecular function (GO): lipoic acid binding; acetyltransferase activity
Source: RefSeq, a predicted model, not a curated record